AGCGUCUCUCGCCGUUUGCGUCACCUCGGACAAGCACGUCUAAAGAGUCCAACUUGUCGGCGUUGCUGGGACCCUCUGGCGUCUACAUGGUGGUGAGGCUGUCGCGUCCGCGUCCACUAAGAUGGCUGAAGUUGAGGAAACUUUGCAGAGAAUCGAAGCCCAUGGUAGUGUAGCAGGAACUAUAGUUGUCAAUGCAGACGGUAUUCCUAUCCGAUCGACGUUCGACAGCUCCAAGGCUGGCAAGUACGCGGAUGCUCUUCGACACCUCACCGCCAUGGCCAGGAGCACGGUGAGGGAUGUGGACCCUCAAGAUGAGCUCAUCGUGCUGCGCAUUAGCACUAAGAAUCAAGAAAUUAUGGUUGCACCAGAGAAUUCCUAUCUUCUUAUACUGGUCCAGCGAUUUGAGCGGUAUGCACGUGCAUGAGAGGCAGACCGACUGAUCACAUAUUGGUGGAUUAUACAGUAUUCAUCUGCAGUAUGAAUGAGUGGAGGAGAAAGUCAUCUCGUGUAGCUGAAGAUUUUUGUGUCCAUGUGAUCCACUGCACCAGCUAUUCCCUACCAGUGUGCUAUGGGAAAUUAUCCAAAUGUACUUAAUUGGUAUUAAAAUUAUUGUGAAUUAUGAA
Messenger RNA from Hippocampus zosterae (dwarf seahorse), 623 nucleotides. Its product is annotated as dynein light chain roadblock-type 2-like. Gene Ontology annotation, biological process: microtubule-based movement. The transcript has 5 exons. The record is from RefSeq and is a predicted model, not a curated record. Lineage: Eukaryota; Metazoa; Chordata; Actinopteri; Syngnathiformes; Syngnathidae. Gene Ontology annotation, cellular component: cytoplasmic dynein complex; cytoplasm. Gene Ontology annotation, molecular function: dynein intermediate chain binding. The coding region runs from base 122 to 424 and encodes 100 amino acids.